AGAAUUGUUUUCAGACGUUACUCGUAGUCCAAAGUAUGCACAAGUGCUCAGUCCUUUACGGCUGUGUAGUGUGAUAUCUUUUUUUUCAAAUCAUAAGUAAAUCGUAGUUGAGUUUUUUUAUAUAAUAAUUUUUUACUCAAAUUUCGUUUACUUAAAAUUUUUAGUGAAUCGUUUUAGAACCAUUUAUUAACAUAUUGUUAGAGUUGGAUGAAAACGUGAAAUCACUUAAUUAUCGUAAUAUUUAAAAUAAUCCCAAAGUUUUUUAUACCCAUACAGAAAAAUGGCUUUAGAUCUACAUCGAAAAAAUGAAUUCAAGAAAUCCAAAAAAUCUUAUGACGAAAUUAUAAAGGACAUUGUGUCCGACGAUUUUCCGUUGAAUCCGUUGGAAUUGGUAGGUGAACUGAGUUUUGAUGAUCCUGCUACCUUAAAAGAAACUGACAAGCUGCCAAGAUCAGAUGUGCAGGAGUUCUACAGAGAUGCCUCUAUUUUCAUCACUGGUGGCACUGGAUUUAUGGGAAAGAUGUUGAUCGAAAAACUCAGUAGAUCCUGCCCACAUCUCAAGCAUAUCUACUUGUUGAUUAGGAAUAAGAAGGGCAAGGAUGUUAAUGAACGUAUUGAUGCCAUAUUUGAAGAUAGGUUGUUUAUGCGAUUGAAGCACGAGAGGCCAAAGUUCUAUCACAAGAUUUCUGCGAUCGCCGGCGAUGCAUCUUUGCCAGGAUUAGGCAUAUCUCCUCGUGAUAGACAAACAUUGGCUGAUAAUGUGAAUAUUGUAUUCCAUGCGGCAGCCACAAUCAGGUUCGACGAACACAUACGCACCGCAAUCAACAUCAAUGUCCUCGGUACAAGGGAAAUCAUCAACCUGGCUAAAGAAAUGACUAAUCUUAAGGCUUGUAUGUACGUGUCGACUGCAUAUGCUAAUUGUGUACAUAGUAAAAUCGAAGAAAAGUUUUACGAUGCGCCGUAUAAUUACAAUGGAGUGAUAUCCUUGGUAACUUCGGCCAACGACGAUAAAAAGUUAGAAGAUAUCACACCCAGCUUAACCGCUGGUUGGCCAAACACGUACACGUUCACGAAAGCUUUGGCCGAGGAUUUGGCCAAACACGAGGCUGUCGGGCUACCACUCGGCAUUUUCAGGCCAUCAGUCGUUAUUUCGACAUAUAAUGAACCUGUUCGUGGUUGGAUCGAUAACGUUUAUGGUCCCAUUGGUAUGAUUGUGGGAGUCGGUGCCGGAGUGCUUCACACACAUCACUGUGAUGUUACCAAGGUCGUCGACUUAGUUCCAGUAGACUUGGUUGUUAAUGCAUUGAUAUGCUCGGCUUAUAAAGUCAGCAAAACUACACCAACAAUUGAAUCAAAACCACCUAUUUUUAAUUAUGUCAGUUCUAAACAGAAUCCAAUUAGCUUAGAAAAUUUCUUCGACGUCAUCAAGAAAUACGGACUUCCUAACUGGCCUACCAUCAAUGCUGUUUGGUACUACUCAUUUGUGCCCACUAAUAAUCCAUAUCUUUACUCCUUAUUGUUCUUAUUAUUUCACACGAUACCCGGGUACUUUUUGGACUUUUUAUGCCAGAUAACCGGCAGGAAGCCAAUGCUUUCUAACAUCUAUAGAAAAAUGAAAAAAGCCAACACUGCUCUAGCGUUCUUUGCAAAUAAUCAAUGGGAAUUCAAUGACAAUAACACCAGUACACUGUGGAAGGACAUGUCCGAAUCUGAUAAAAAGAUAUUCUUCUUCGACAUAAAAGAAAUGUCUUGGGAUUACUACGCUCGAGCUUGUGCAAUCGGUCUGCGGUUGUAUUUGGUGAAAGAUGACAUACAUACAAUCAAAAAUGCAAGAAUCAAAUGGGAAAAAUUACGUAAAGCACACUUAUUAUUAAAAACCAUUUUGGCAAUAGUAUUGAUACGGAUCUGCUGGUUCAUCGUCAACAUGUGCUUUAACUAGAUGUGUGUACUUUAUUUAAGUUAACAUGUGUUUUAUAUUAAUUUCGUUUUUAAGAAAUAUUUAAUUAUUUAUGAUUUGUGAUAGAUUGUUGCACAAAUCAAACGUACAUAAUAUGGUAAAGCUUUGGGAUUAAUUUGUAAAUCAAUAUUUUGUUUACGUUAAUUUUAGUUGGUAGAUGUACUAUCCAAGACUGAACAAAUUAUGUAUCAACAUAUUGUAUAUUCGUGCUAGUUCAAUAUGUUUAUUUAAAGUAUGAAAUAAAAAAGAAGAAACUAUUAUGAUAA
Myzus persicae (green peach aphid) is the source of this 2223-nucleotide messenger RNA. Its product is annotated as fatty acyl-CoA reductase wat-like. Gene Ontology annotation, cellular component: peroxisome. Lineage: Eukaryota; Metazoa; Arthropoda; Insecta; Hemiptera; Aphididae. The transcript is spliced from 8 exons. Bases 281 to 1939 code for a protein of 552 amino acids. The record is from RefSeq and is a predicted model, not a curated record. Gene Ontology annotation, molecular function: alcohol-forming very long-chain fatty acyl-CoA reductase (NADP+) activity. Gene Ontology annotation, biological process: long-chain fatty-acyl-CoA metabolic process.